AUGGCUGUAUCUCAGGCUGCAAAUAUUGUGGAGAAGGUGCUUGGCCACGAUGAUAGUGCGACCAUUACCACUGAUGUGAGCAAUUACGAUAAUGAAUACGGUAUGGAAAGUGGCCCCUUGAUCCAGGCCACUACCUGGCAAGGCAAGAACAACGUCUCUGUGGUGGAAAUGCCAAAGCCGAGAGUUAUUGAUGCCGGCGACGUGAUUGUGAGAGUCACCGGUAGCACGAUCUGUGGGAGUGAUCUUCAUCUGUAUCAUGAUAAGAGCAUUGUUCGAAAUAUGCAUAUUCAAAAGGGCGAUGUACUAGGCCACGAGUGCUGCGGUAUUGUUGACAGCGUAGGACCCGAGGCAACCAAAGUCAAGGCCGGUGAUCGAGUGGUAGUCUCCUUCCCGAUCGCAUGUGGCCAUUGCAAGAACUGCGAUAGAGAAUUAUACUCGCAGUGCGACAACACCAAUCAAAACACUAUCAGCAAUGCCAUGUAUGGCAAACGAACUGCCGGCGGAUUCGCUGGUGGCCAAGCAGAAUAUCUCCGCGUGCCAUAUGGAAAUACUAAUCUCCUCCAAAUCCCGGACGAUGUCCCAGAUGAGAAAGCGCUUUACUUAUCAGAUGUGAUUGCGACAUCCUGGCAUUGCGUUGUCGACACAGGUGUUCAAAAGGGAGAUGUGGUUGCCAUCUGGGGGGGCGGACCUAUUGGCCAAAUGUGCGCCGAAUUCAGCUUCUAUCACGGCGCAAGUCGGGUCAUUCUAAUUGAUGGCGGUGUUGGGGCCUGGCGCUUGGACUUUGUGAAGAGCAAGGUACCCAAGCUCGAGACUAUCGAUUUUACAAAGCUUCCCAAGGGCGAGUCGGUCACGUCGAAGUUGAAGAAGAUGGUAGAUGGCGGACCAGAUGUGGCAUUGGAAUGUGCGGCGGGAGAGUAUGCUAAGGGAUGGGCAAAUUACUUUGAAUUGUUGUUGGGCAUUGAGACGGAUAGUUCGGAAAUUCUGAAUGAGAUGAUCACCUCGGUGCGGCCCUUUGGACGUGUGGGAGUUACGGGAGUCUACGCGGGAUAUACGAAUCACUUCAAUAUUGGGGCCCUUAUGGAGACGGGCGUUCGGUUCAUCGGAAAUGGACAAGCCCCCGUUCAGAAAUACUGGAAAGAGCUCAUGGGCCUUAUCCAGGAAGGAAAAAUUAAUCCGCUAGAUAUGGUGACGCAUCGUAUGCGCCUGGAGGAUAUGGAAAAGGCCUAUGCAGCAUUUGACCGGCGAGACUGUGGUAUGCAGAAGAUUUUUGUGCAGACGAAGCACUCUGCUCCUCCUGCUGGGGCACCCACUUUGACUGAACUAUAUUGA
Molecule: messenger RNA, 1329 nt
Organism: Penicillium cataractarum
Lineage: Eukaryota; Fungi; Ascomycota; Eurotiomycetes; Eurotiales; Aspergillaceae
Product: zinc-dependent alcohol dehydrogenase
Exons: 5
Coding region: 1-1329 (442 amino acids)
Molecular function (GO): oxidoreductase activity; zinc ion binding
Source: RefSeq, a predicted model, not a curated record